This is a messenger RNA of Fusarium poae, 429 nucleotides long. RefSeq lists its product as uncharacterized. The coding region runs from base 1 to 429 and encodes 142 amino acids. The transcript has 2 exons. Lineage: Eukaryota; Fungi; Ascomycota; Sordariomycetes; Hypocreales; Nectriaceae. The record is from RefSeq and is a predicted model, not a curated record.
AUGUGCUACCAAAUUUCCAACUUUCAAUGCCGACACAUCUCUCGUGUCCGGAUUCCUUGCCGAAAGUUCAAAGAACGCCGUGAGGCAUGUCUCCGACCUCUUCUUGACUGGCUUUGGCCUGUCAAACCUUGCAACGAGACAGCUCAAGGUCGGACAUCGAGAGGUCAAGCAACCUUGCACGGCGCCCAUCGAAUCACGAACUUGAAUAAACUCUACCGGAUGAAUGAACCAAAGAGUUUAGCCCAGACUCACUUCCGCAACACGGCAUUGGCCAUUGCCAAAGAAGCAAAGACUCGCACUGACAUGCGUAUUUCACAGGUCACAGGAGGUCGGCCUCAGUAUGUUGCGCAGCACUCUGGAGUGCUUCGCAGAUCCAUCGAGGUGCCACUCUGCCAUGCAGAUGAUGGCGAGCCUCGAGUCAAAGAGUAG